UUAUUAUCAAAUUGAAUUUUAUAUUAAGAUUUUAUUUUGUGAUUUUUGACAUUAUUUCUAUAUACCUUAUUACUUUUCAAAUGACUACUAGUACAAAUAUUUAAAUUAUUAUAAUGUUUUAAAGCAUUACUAAUGUGUACAUAUACCCUUGCUUUGCCCCAACAGGGCCCAUGUGAAACAAUUUAUUAACUGUAACACCUAUAAUUAUUACCAUGGUUGCAAUAAAGUAUUAUGAAUUAUGAAUGAAAAAGUAUAUACUUACCUACUCGUACAACUCAAUCUCACUGCAGGUGACUAAGGCCUGGAAUGUUAUAAAUAAGAUUUAGUACACCAAUAAUACGCUUGGGGCGUUUUCGUCAACGUGCACGUUUACUAGAUGGUUCUCUUUUUCUAAUACUAUAAAUAAAAUUAUAGUCUAUAAUUAUUAUCCUCUGUCCAGUACGGAGAUUGUCAGCCUUUUGUAAUCGUCAUUGUUCAUGGCAACCCAACUUUCAAAACUGCCGGUUUGGCGCUACCAUCGCAUCUCACCCUGGCCCCGCUAACUUGACAUUCUUGACAGCCAUUGUACAUUAUUUGAAGUUUUGACUGGCGACAACUUACGUAGGUUACCUACGCUCGUGUUCUCGUCCCUUUUUCCUUGAGAUGAGAUGUCUAAAUUCGAAUUCGGAAUAUCACUUUGCUAGGGAACUAUCAUAUAGUUAGUGCAAUAAAAAAUCACCAUGAGACAAAAGUGUUGUGUUGGUGGUUGCAACGCCACAAAUGAAACACAUCGACUUUUUGUAUUUCCCAAGAAAGAUAUGCUAAGGAACUUGUGGAUGUCUUUUCUUGUGCCUACGAAUCCUCUCCUUCUCGGUCUAUCAAAAGAUCAACUUCUCAGGAAACGUGUGUGUAAGAAACAUUUUGACAAGCACCAGUUUGACAGAGAAGGCAACAGAAUUCGUUUUUCGUAUCCUUGCCUGUUUACGGAGGACGAAAUAACUCAUGGCGAGCCCCUUGCAGCGGUUGGAACUCUGCGAAAUGCUCUGAGCGACCACAAUUAUUUUCAAAACCAAGACGAUGAGGAAGAUACAGUAAUCAUGUUGGAGGAAAAAUUGGUGAUUGGGAGGCCAGGUGAAGACUUCCAUGAGCAUCCAUCAUGCUUUUCUCAAGUACAGUCGAUCUUCAAGAGUAAAGGAAACUUACCCACUACUACUACUAAUGCCGAUGCCUGCGAUGAUUUGGCUACUUCAAUAAUAGACGAGCAAUCUGAACAUCCAGAACCGCAAGAGGACGGUCCAGAAUGUGAAGAUGAUAACCAGGAGGGUGACUCAAGCUUGCCGAAAGACGAAGUCAUGAUAGAUUACAUUAUUGAGCAUCCGACUUCACCUGGUCGUGAUAUUUUAGAAACUGAAAUGGAUAAAGUUUUCUCGUGGCAAAAAACGGAUUUGCUACCUCUAGAAGCAGAUGAGACCGAUUACGAGGUAGUGCCGGUGCCCGUAACGGAGAUACCCGAAGAGUUACCGACGUUAUCAUUAUUCUGUGAUGACACUGAAAAACCUGUGGAAGUAGAGCCUAGCAAACCAGAAGCCGUUGUUCCCGAAGAUGUCCUGUACCGCUGUGUCGAUUGUGGAGUGGUUGUUGAUGGGUUUACGUUCUGGUGCGUGCAGUGCCUGUGCGGCGUCAUGUGCGGCGCGUGUGCAGAGGUGGCGCCACACAACAUACAUUACGUGCUGCGCGCGCCCAAAGGUGCCACCAUUAGCCAAACGCAGCCAGUGUUACUAGUCAUACGAGAACAGUUGCAGAGAGAAAACUUGCUAACUCUCUAUGGAACGGAUGAUGGUGUGAAAAUGGAAGUGAAAUUAGAGCCAGUUGAGCCUUUAUGUCCAUCCGACUCUUCUGACUCCGAAGACCCACUCGCAUUAGAGCCCCAUUCUGAUGAACCAGAAGUUGAAGAGUCCCGUCAGGUCGGGGAGUCUGUGGAGCCCUCAGAUUCUGUGCAGUCUACUAUGGAACUCGAACUCGAGAGCCAAGAUUCCCAAUCUGAUGACGUGCAAUUUUAUGAUGAUGUGGAACAAGACACUGAUGACGUGUUGUUUCAAGAGAACGCAGGAUCUCAUGAGGAUGAGGAGACCAUUGAAGCUAGUGAGCCUGACGUUACAGCUGAAAAACGUGCCAAUACGGGAUCUCUCGAUCACCAGCAUCCUUCCAAGCGCCCUCGUCUACAAACCCGACCGAGCGACAAACUAAACCCUACCAACACAAAAGUUACCGAUGUCCACCCAAACCAAACUAGUCAAACACGAGCGACCCAAUAUCACGACAUAACAUCACAAACUGUCUUCAAAUACCCGAAGAUCAUACCUGAUGCGGCAUCACAAAUUCUUCAGCCAAUCUACCACCAACCACCGCCUACCAAACUUGUUGUGCUACAAAAAGUGAAGAAAGGUCCUAAUAUUCUCAGAAGACCAAAUAAAACCGACCCAAAGCAGGUUCCAAAUAUUGCUGACCCUCAUGUCAAAAAAUCUCUACCUAGAGGAACACCUCUCCAAUUGACACAAACCGAAAGCUCUGAAUUUAAAGUCACCUCAGGGCCCCGAAGCUGCGAAACUGAGACAAGUAAUUCAGACGAUGGUAAUGCAGAGUAUUUGGAUGAAGAAAUAUUGGAGACAGACUUUAGUGAAGACAGGUUAGAUAAAGAAAAUUAUAAUGAGGAUAGACUAAAUGAAGAAUUAGUUGUUGAAAGUGAGGGUAGUAGAAUAGAUAGGUUACUGAAUAAAGAAAAUCGAGAUGAUACAUCCGAAAAAAGUGAUAAUGAUGAUUCUAGUAAGGACAAGGAAAGUGAAGUAGACGACAGUGAUUUAGAUAAAGAUUUUAGAAUAGAUGAAGAAGUAGACGAAGAUUCCAUGGAUGAAAUAGAUAGUACAGAGGGCGUUAGGAUAACAAGAAACGCAACGAGAAGUCAAAGAGAAGCUGUUCGAUUGUUGUCAAAUGAAGCCAAGGUGCAGCUGCAGCGUCUUACCUCAUUAGAUAUAAGAAACUGGACGGAGAGGAAAACACGGAGAAAAGACUGAAAUAAACUUUAGAAA
This is a messenger RNA of Leguminivora glycinivorella, 3065 nucleotides long. RefSeq lists its product as uncharacterized. Bases 720 to 3050 code for a protein of 776 amino acids. The record is from RefSeq and is a predicted model, not a curated record. The transcript has 13 exons. NCBI's taxonomy places the organism in Eukaryota, Metazoa, Arthropoda, Insecta, Lepidoptera, Tortricidae.